Molecule: messenger RNA, 2254 nt
Organism: Oncorhynchus masou masou (cherry salmon)
Lineage: Eukaryota; Metazoa; Chordata; Actinopteri; Salmoniformes; Salmonidae
Product: ATP-sensitive inward rectifier potassium channel 12-like
Exons: 3
Coding region: 295-2022 (575 amino acids)
Biological process (GO): potassium ion import across plasma membrane; regulation of monoatomic ion transmembrane transport
Cellular component (GO): plasma membrane
Molecular function (GO): inward rectifier potassium channel activity
Source: RefSeq, a predicted model, not a curated record
CAUUGGAAGAAUAUUAGGAUUUAAAGACAAAAAGUUUCAAAAUGAACGUUAUGAGACAAUGAAACGGGCUGCAAAAAGGAAUUCGUAGAGAGAGGACAGAACAUUAAGGAUGUGUUUUAUUUUUUAUUUUGGAACGGAUGUCAACGUUGUUUUUCAAGUAGCUAACAACAUUGCCAUUCAAAAGGAAAUGCAUCAGAAGGAGGCAACGCUGAUAUCACCAAGGGGUCCUUAGACCUGAGGCUGUUGUCCUCCUGCCCCUCUGCCCACAGCCUCCUACCAAGCUGGUCUCUUUUAAUGGUUGGCACUGGCCACCGCGGCCCUGAUUACUGCCCACACAGACACAGCCUGAUGAUCACUGGUGCCAUGGGAGCGGUGCGAGUCAACAGAUACAGCAUCGUAGCCACCGAUGAAGACCACUUCAAGAUCUCCACCCUGGGCCUCCACAAUGGCCAUGGUCCCCUGAUGCACCACAAUAUGACUGGGAGGGGUAUGGGGGGCGGAGGAAGUGGUGGUGGUGGUGGAGGAGGAGGAGGUUCAGAAGGAGGAGGAGGCGGCAGCUCGCUAGCCCUGCGAGCAACAGAGCCUGUCCACAACGGCCGCCAGAUCUCCACAACGGGGCCCAACCAUGUCCGGAGCCGCUUCGUGAAGAAGAACGGCCAGUGCAACGUGGUUUUCCACAACAUGGAAGACAAGACGAAACACUAUCUGGCCGACAUAUUUACCACCUGCGUGGACAUCCGCUGGCGUUACAUGCUGCUCCUCUUCACCUCUACCUUCCUGCUCUCCUGGUUCCUCUUCGGGGUGGUCUUCUGGGGAGUGGCCCUGGCCCAUGGGGACUUCGACCUUCGACCCGGCCUGGGAGAGGGGCCUCUGGCCGGCUUGGAGGGAGGAGGGGUGGAGUGGAAACCCUGCAUCCUACACGUCCAAGGCUUCGUAGGGGCGUUUCUCUUCUCCAUAGAGACCCAGACCACCAUUGGGUAUGGGUUCCGCUGCGUCACCGAGGAGUGUCCGGCGGCGGUGGCUACGGUGGUGGUCCAGUCCAUUGUGGGCUGUAUCAUCGACUCCUUCAUGAUCGGAACCAUCAUGGCCAAGAUGGUUCGACCUAAGAAGCGGGCGCAGACCUUGCUGUUCUCGCACCACGCGGUAAUCUCCAUGCGGGACGGGAAGCUGUGUCUGAUGUUUCGCCUGGGGAACAUGAGGAAAAGCCACAUCGUGGAGGCUCAUGUCCGGGCGCAGCUCAUCCGGCCGCACGUCACCGCCGAAGGCGAGUACCUCCCCAUGGAGCAGACGGACAUCGACGUGGGCUACGACGAGGGCCUGGACCGCCUCUUCCUGGUGUCUCCACUGGUCGUGGUCCACGAGAUCAAUGAGAACAGCCCGCUGUACUGCAUGAGCAGCGCCGACCUGACGACAGAGGACUUUGAGAUCGUGGUGAUACUGGAGGGGAUGGUGGAGGCCACUGCCAUGACCACCCAGGCCCGCUCCUCCUACCUGGCCAGGGAGAUCCUGUGGGGCCAUCGCUUCGAGCCUGUGGUCUUCGAGAAGGAGCACCGCUACCAGGUAGACUACUCCCGCUUCCACAAGACCUACGAGGUGCCAGCUACUCCGCACUGCAGCGCCAGGGAGCUCCGGGAGAUGACGGGCCGAUCCCAUUCCCCCUCGUCUGCCUCCGGCUCGAGUUCUACCCGGUCAGUGUCCCCUCUCGGUCCCAAGUCCUCCGGCCUCCACCUCUUGCCUCCACACUCCCCCAGCGCCUUCUGCUAUGAGAACGAGGUGGCCCUGUGCUGCGGGGAGGAGGAGGGGGAGGAGGUAGGGGAGAUGGGUGUGAUGCUGGGGGGGAGGGACGACGGGGAGGGGGAGGAGAGGGACGUACAACUAGACAUCUUCCAGGAGAGAUUUCAGGACCAGGUAGCAGUGGACAUGAACAUGCUGUGUGUGCUGGACAUGGACAAUCAGAUUGACAGGCUGCAGCCGGCUAUAGCUCUUGAUGCGCUGGGCUUCAGAAGGGAAUCAGGAGUGUAGUGACUGAUUCACACUAUCGAGUCAAACUGAGACAAGACAAUCCUGCGCUGGCCUGGUUACGCAUCCACUGUAGUUGCUGGAACUGUGCUAGAAAGGAUAUUCUGAGAGGAAAAUGUCCAAGCCAGCCAGGGCCGUAACUACAUAUGAGGACACUGAGGUCCAGACCUAGUUAAUAAAAAAUAAAAAAUAAAUAUAUAUAUAUAUAUAUAUAUAUAUAUAUAUGUAUUUUUGG